GCAACCCUGCCUUGAACCAUAACAGUAGCUACAAUUCAUAAACAGUACAAAUGUCUUCGAUUUAUCGUAUGAUAAAAAAACUUACUUUUAUAAACCGAAAGUUUGCCGUCCUUCGUUAUAAUUCCCUUAAAAGUCGAAAUGAAUUUUUGCAGAAAUACUGUUGGUGUAAUAUAUCGUGGAAGUUAGCAGGAGUUGCCUUAGGAGCUCUCCUGUUCGAGUUCCAUUUACACAAUAAUAAGUUGUUUGCCACUUCUAAAAGUGGUGAACUUAAUGAUGAAAGUCCAAGAAAAAAGUGUAAUUUCAUUGCUGAUGUUGUUGAAAAAGUGGCUCCUGGAGUUGUUUUUAUUGAAAUCAAAUCAAAUUUAAGGAAUUCUUUUUACAAUUUUAGUGCUCCACAGCAGACUGUGUCUCAUGGGUCAGGUUUUAUUAUUGAAGGUGAUGGAUUAAUUGUAACAAAUGCACAUGUUGUCCUUGGACAACCAAAUAGUUCGGUACAGGUUAAGCUUCAUGAUGGAAGAAUGUUCCAAGGGAUUAUUGAAAAUAUUGACACAGUAACUGAUCUUGCUACUGUGAGAAUUCAAUGUAAAGGAUUACCAACUCUGAAGCUUGGUUCCUCAUCUACUGUCAGACCAGGAGAAUGGGUAGUUGCAGUUGGCAGUCCUUUAUCUCUAACAAACACCAUCACUGCUGGAGUGGUAUCCUCUAUUAACAGGGGAAGCUCAGAGCUUGGAUUAAAUAAAGGAAAAGAAAUGGAAUAUAUUCAGACUGAUGCAUCAAUCACUUUUGGUAAUUCGGGGGGCCCACUCAUUAAUCUCGACGGAGAAGUAGUUGGUGUCAACGCAAUGAAAGUUACUGCAGGCAUUUCUUUCGCAAUUCCCAUCGAUCAUGUAAAAGAUUUUCUCUCCAUUCUCAAGAAUUGUUCUUCAAAUAAAGGAGUAGAAAAAGAAAAUACUGAGAAGGAGUUUAAACGUCGUUAUAUGGGUGUUACAUUGUUGACUCUUACUACCGAACUGAUAACCGAACUACAAUUGAGGGGUACUGAACUUCCACCUAAUGUAAAACAUGGUGUGUUGGUAUGGAAAGUUGUUCUUGGAAGUCCGGCACAUUGGGGAGGACUUCAGCCAGGUGAUGUCGUUGUGUCGAUAAACGAUAAACCUACGAUAAAUUCUCAGGAUAUUUACAAAAAUCUUGAAGAAAAUGAAAGUCAAAUUAAAAUAUCAGUCAUCAGGAAACGAGAAAAGAUUAAUUUCCUUAUUUCCUUGGAAGAUUGAUCAAAUUAAUCUUUUCUGUUUGAUUUGUCAUGCAAAGAAUAAAAUUUUAAAAUCAA
This is a messenger RNA of Daphnia pulicaria, 1327 nucleotides long. RefSeq names its product serine protease HTRA2, mitochondrial-like (gene HtrA2). Lineage: Eukaryota; Metazoa; Arthropoda; Branchiopoda; Diplostraca; Daphniidae. The record is from RefSeq and is a predicted model, not a curated record. Gene Ontology annotation, molecular function: protein binding; serine-type endopeptidase activity. Bases 51 to 1271 code for a protein of 406 amino acids. The transcript has 9 exons. Gene Ontology annotation, biological process: proteolysis; positive regulation of apoptotic process; programmed cell death.